Dipodomys ordii (Ord's kangaroo rat) is the source of this 1509-nucleotide messenger RNA. It is a transcript of the gene Vwa1, whose product is annotated as von Willebrand factor A domain containing 1. Gene Ontology annotation, molecular function: protein binding. The coding region runs from base 1 to 1509 and encodes 502 amino acids. NCBI's taxonomy places the organism in Eukaryota, Metazoa, Chordata, Mammalia, Rodentia, Heteromyidae. The record is from RefSeq and is a predicted model, not a curated record. The transcript has 5 exons.
AUGUCUGAGAGGAGGCUUCCGGACCAUUCUGUGUGUGCUUCCUCCGGUGUCUGCAUCAAGUCCUGCCUGGCCCUGACCACGACGCCCCUGGCUGGUCUCCACGUCCCCGGGGACCUUCUCUCUGCCCACGUCCGUGCUCUGGAGGUGUGGGAAGCCGUGCAGAGCAGGAGGACAAGCUGGUCUGAGGGCUACAAGCAGAGGGCGAGAGAGGGCCUCGGGCUCCCCCCGAGCCCCGCAGCUGGGUCUGAAGCCCUGUCCUUUUCCCCAGGCCCCCCAGCGGCAGCCCCCCAGGGGGACCUGUUGUUCCUGUUGGACAGCUCAGCCAGUGUGUCACACUACGAGUUUUCCAGGGUCCGGGAGUUUGUGGGGCAGCUGGUGGCGCCACUGCCCGUGGGCCCCGGGGCCCUGCGUGCCAGCCUGGUGCACGUGAGCAGUCGGCCGCACACCGAGUUCCCCUUCAACCAGCACGGCUCGGGCCAGGCUGUCCAGGAUGCCGUUCGAGCUGCGGCCCAGCGUAUGGGCGACACCAACACAGGCCUGGCGCUGGCCUACGUCAAGGAGCAGCUGUUUGCCGAGGCCGCGGGUGCGCGGCCAGGGGUGCCCAAGGUCCUGGUGUGGGUGACAGAUGGGGGCUCCAGCGAUCCCGUGGGCCCCCCUAUGCAAGAGCUCAAGGACUUAGGUGUCACAGUCUUCAUUGUCAGCACUGGCAGAGGCAACUUGUUGGAGCUGUCGGCAGCAGCCUCCACCCCUGCGGAGAAACACCUGCGCUUUGUGGAUGUGGACGACCUAAGCAUCAUCACCGCGGAGCUGCAGGCCUCCAUCCUGGGCGCAGUGCAGCCGCAGCGGCUCCACGCCGCCGAGGUCACCCCCCACGGCUUCCGCCUGGCCUGGCCGCCCCUGCUGACCGCAGACUCCGGCUUCUACGUGCUGGAGCUGGCGCCCAGCGCGGAGCCCGAAGCCGCGCGCCGCCAGCGGGUGCCCGGGGACGCCACGGGCUGGAGCUGGUCCGGCCUGCGCCCGGACACGGACUACGACGUGGUGCUGCUGCCCGAGUCCAACUUGCGCCUGCUGGGGCCGCAGCACGUGCGCGUGCGCACUCUGCCAGCGCCCAGCCCCGCGUUUCCCUGGGGCGGCACCUUCGAGAGGUUACAUCCGCUUCGGAAGCCUGCUGGACAGCAGACCCAGACCUGGGACGGCCCCGAGGGGACACUGGGCCCGUGGGCGGUGAGGGCCAACCGGGGUGCAGGCCGCGGCCUCGGCGCCUUCCGCGGGUUGGAGCUCGAGGCUCAGCCCGCGCCCUCCGCCUCCCUCCCCGCACCCGGAGGAGGUCUACUCGCGGUCCCGCCGCCAGCUGCGGCUCUCUCCUCUUUUCGCCGCUUCCGUGCCGCGUCCGCGGGCCGCCGCCGCCGCCGCCGGGGCGGGAGCUCCGAGGCGUCCGUAGUAACCACGGAGGCACCGGGUCUCGCGCACGCCCCUUGCAUCAAUGUUGUCCCGUAUCGGACCCCAUAG